UUUGACCUGUUUUGUAAAACAGUGGUGUAGUUGAAUUUUUAGGAAAUAUAACGCCAAGGUUAAAAAGCGAAUACAGCGUUGCAUUAGUUCUUUACAGAGAAGUAUAAUACUUUGUGUUUUUAAGACAUCUCUCCUGCACCAUGUUCAGUUGACAAAUAUAACUGAAGAAUUAUCCACGAGCAAAUGCAAAACACAAAUAGAAAAUUUGCCAAUAAGCGCUAAACUUGGAGCAAUUUGAUUUUCAGGAAAAAAAUCAUUUGAGACAGAUUCCUAAUAUUCUUUAAAGUUGACUGUCGCAUGUGCAAACGAUGUGAACGUCUAGAUCCGCCCCUGGUUUUUACGGUAUGCCAUCAGUUGAGCCAAGCUGUGCGGAAGUAGUCGUGUCUCUCAUAGUUAUUGGUUAAGGGUCCUAGGGGUCCAGGGGUCCUAGGGUCUGGUUUUUCCAUGAUGCCCGUUUACACAAAUCUUUUGCAAUUAAAACUAAUUGCUUACGGUUUAAUGAGGUGUUUGAAAUGAGCGUGAAAUGAAGUGUAUACCGCGUAUUUUUACUCAUAAAAUGAUAAAAUACAACAUGUUGUGGUUGUUGAUUGUCUCGCUGCAACACACUUCGUUGAUUUGUUUGUUGUUCAGCCUGUUGAUUUGUUUGUUGUUUGGAUUUGUUGUUGUUCGUUGAUUUGUUUGAAUCACGAUUCAAAAGGCCAGAUUUUCGAAGAUGAACGACUGUGAGAAGAGCCGGCUUUUAUUCCGACCGUUACUCGAUGUCAAGGCUGUUUCUAAAUAUAUACAAGAAGUUUUCGGAGUGGCAGUAACAGACGAAUCGUGUAUCAAAGAACUAAACAGCUACAGAGAUAGAAAUUACUUUGUAAGAGGCAACAUUGCCGACAACGGGCAUUCUUUCGCGACAAGGGGUGAUGGAAAAGGACAAAUUUUCAACGAUUCACUCAAGGCGAAUCAGUCAGCUGAAGUUAUUGGGAAAUUCGUUUUUAAAGUAAUGAGCACAGAAACAACAUAUUCGAAAGACUUUCUGGAUGCUUCUAUAGGCGUUAUGGAGCAUAUACAGGAAAGCCUUGGCAACAGCCCUUACAACUUUCCUAUUGACAUUUUAAGUAGAAAUGGAAAUUUUGCAGAAUUAAAAGAACUUGAGGUUCCAUUAGAAUACAUUGCUGAACGGGAUGCAUCUUUUGCUGAAAAGAUUGCUAAGAAGCAAAUUGAAGGAGACAGCGUGUGGAAGGCUGUUGUUGGUAGAAACUCUGAAAUCAAACUUGUGAUAAAACACUAUAUCAGGUUACUUUCUUUUGUGGACGGGAAGACUAUGAAGGAUUUUGAAAUCGAAGACAAACUGCUUAUUCAGGUUGGAGAUUUGGCUGCAACAGUAUGCAAAGCAUUAGAGGGAUUUUCCCACCCAAUCCUUAUAGAAAAGAGAGAUAUAUGGGAUUUGAAGAACCUGCUUUGGCUGAAUUCACCGCAGUAUCUCGAUGCCAUAAUGAACAAAGAAAACCAUGGUAUGGUCGUGAAGUGUUUUCAGUUGUUUCAAGAUAAUUUCCUUUCAGUCGCAGAGAAUUUACCUAAACAAACGAUUCACGCGGACAUCAACGCAAGCAAUUUAAUCACUGAAAUAAUCGACUCAAAAGCAACGAUUGUUGGUUUGAUAGAUUUUGGUGAAGUCACUUACUCGUUUCGUGUAUGUGAAAUUGCAAUAUGUAUGGCCUACAUGAGCUUGCUUAGGCCAAAUGACUGCCUAAAGGAUGUUGGCCUCGUUCUGUCCGGGUAUUUGUCAAAGGAGCCCUUAACAGAUCUUGAAUUGAAAGUGUUGUAUUACGGUGUUAUUGGGAGACUGGCACAGUCCCUUACUAUGGGCAAUUAUCAAUACUCUUUGGAUCCUGGUAACGAAUAUUUGUUAACAACGUCACAAACUGGUUGGAAAGUUCUUGGAAUGUUCUUAGAAUACGAGGAAAGAGUUGACGAAUUAAUUGAAUACUGGCUGCAAGUUCAUGUAAAUGUACAAGUUUGAGACACUUUAAACUCUAUUGCCAGGAAAGUAAUUGUUUUAAGAAUUCUUAUGCAAUACUACAAAUCUGUAAUUACUGUAAUUACAAAUACUACAUAUAAGUUUUCGGGGAGAAAAUAUAACUAUUUAGAUUUUUUGGUUUUGAAUUAUGAAAUCACUUUGCUUCCCAGUAUAAAAUAACAAAAUAACUGAAUACAUCUUUUAAUGUUGUGUUAGAAUUAUCUAUUUGAUAACAGCAUUGACUCAAGUUACUUUUGAUAUGUAGAGCUGUUAAGAUACCAUAUUACGUCUGGGUUGCUCUUUUAAAUUUUUCAAACUUUUUCGGGGUAUUUUCUCAAAGGAGGCGCUUAAAAGAAGAGGCGGCUUUUCAUACUUAGAUUAGUAAAAAUUCCAAUAGCAUAGAAUCUACCGCAAAUAGUUUUGGCUUAUAUUAUCUCAACAAAAUAGACGAAACACCAGAUAGCUUCAUAGUGCUUUUAUCUACAUUAAUUGUUCCACAUCUUCAUACUAUGAAUUCUUUCUAAUACAACUAAACAACAGUUUUGUAAACCAUUUAAGUGGCAGGAUUGAUUCGCUGAUAAAAUCUGUCUUCUAAAUUUUCAAAUCUCCAAACAGAUAUCGUUCAUUUUUCAAUUUUUUCAUCUGAGGCUAGACAUGUUUCCUGCGAGGUUAUUCUUAUUUUAAACAAAUUAGACGAAGACUGGCCCCUUCAGGUUGUACCCUCUACGCAAAAGACUUCAGACUAUAAGUUUUGAUACAUGUAUGUUUUUCGAGUUUCUUUAGGUGUUCCCUGAAAACAAGUUGAGCAAAACAAAGAUAGAUUUCUCAUCCAGUGUCCUUAGAUUCCUCUCAAAAGUACCAAAUGAUCACCACAGUUCCAAAGAGAAUCAAUUCCCAACUUUUACCUAAGUACGGGGCCUUUUGGCUAUUCCUGAACAUAUUCUUUAUAAAUUUUCAAUAUUUUUAUCUGCAAAGUUUGGUUUUUGAAGACUCAGUCCAUUUUGUAUGUGAGUCGGUCCAAUGUGUUCUGACAUCUCCUUAAUAAAUUUUCUACGUUGGGGGUAGGAAUGGAACAUUUGACAAUUUCGAAAUACUUUACUUCGGUAGUUUGAAAUAUGAAUUAAUUAUGGACUUCAUUAUAUAUUCAUUAUAAGUAUACUAAUCUUAAAGUCAUUACUUUUUGAAGUCACCUAAACCUUGAGGCCCUAGGGUAAUUUGCCAACCACUCUCGGGCCUGGUUAUGAGAUUGUUAAGAAUAUUACCCCUGCUUAGGUUCAAUAUCAGGCCUAGGUAGGGAAAUUCUUUUGGUAUUUCCACCUAGGGUAGCAGAGUUAGGUUAGGUACGAGAAAUUGUUCAAAGAGGACUGUAUAUAAAUAUCGAAUAAGGAAAAAAUGAAUAUGUAUCUUAAUAUCUAUGACAAAAAUGUAAUACGAUAAGUGUUA
Messenger RNA from Rhopilema esculentum, 3451 nucleotides. Its product is annotated as hydroxylysine kinase. NCBI's taxonomy places the organism in Eukaryota, Metazoa, Cnidaria, Scyphozoa, Rhizostomeae, Rhizostomatidae. The record is from RefSeq and is a predicted model, not a curated record. Gene Ontology annotation, molecular function: amino acid kinase activity.